This is a messenger RNA of Malassezia restricta, 903 nucleotides long. RefSeq names its product negative regulator of the PHO system. Gene Ontology annotation, cellular component: cytoplasm; nucleus. The transcript has 4 exons. Gene Ontology annotation, biological process: protein phosphorylation. The record is from RefSeq and is a predicted model, not a curated record. The coding region runs from base 1 to 903 and encodes 300 amino acids. Gene Ontology annotation, molecular function: ATP binding; cyclin-dependent protein serine/threonine kinase activity. Lineage: Eukaryota; Fungi; Basidiomycota; Malasseziomycetes; Malasseziales; Malasseziaceae.
AUGAACUACGUCCAACUGGAGAAGCUUGGCGAAGGCACCUAUGCCACUGUGUACAAGGGGCGUUCGCGACUUACGAAUGAGAUUGUCGCACUCAAGGAUAUUCACCUAGACGCUGAGGAAGGCACGCCCUCGACGGCCAUCCGUGAGAUUUCGCUUAUGAAGGAGCUGCGUCACACGAAUGUCGUCCGUUUGCAUGACGUGAUCCACACGGAGUCGAAGCUCAUGCUGGUCUUUGAGUUUAUGGAGCAGGAUUUGAAGCGAUAUAUGGAUACGCACGGCAACCGCGGUGCCCUGGAUCCCGUCACUGUCCGCAGCUUCACGUUCCAGUUGCUAAAGGGCACGGCGUUCUGCCACGAGAAUCGUGUGUUGCAUCGCGACCUGAAACCGCAGAACUUACUGAUCAACAAGCGUGGGGAGCUUAAACUAGCAGACUUUGGCCUGGCGCGGGCAUUUGGCAUCCCAGUCAAUACGUUCAGCAACGAAGUCGUGACCCUGUGGUACCGUGCACCGGAUGUGUUGCUGGGCAGCCGCACGUACUCGACGAGUAUUGACGUGUGGUCUGCCGGAUGCAUUAUGGCAGAGAUGAUCAGCGGUGUCCCGCUCUUCCGCGGACGCGACAACAAUGAUCAGCUCAUGCAGAUCAUCCGCAUUCUGGGCACGCCCGACGAGCAUACCAUCAAGCGGAUCUUGCAAGAGUCGCCAGAGAUCCAGUACCGUCCGCUGCCCCGGCUGCCCAAGGUGCCAUUCCAGACCAUCUUUCCCAAAGUACACCCGCUUGCCAUCGACUUGUUGGAAAAGCUGCUGCAAUUCGAUCCAUCCCAGCGCCUGAGCGCUGACGAGGCACUGCGGCAUCCUUACUUUACCACAAGCCAGGCGAUUUCUAAUGCCCCCGAGCUAUCGUAA